AUGCUUGCUGUAGCUACGCAGUGCAAUACCAAAUCGGACGAAAAUCAACGGCAGUCGUGGGGAGGUGUUGGUGUUCGUGAGGCACUACGUCCGACGCGCCUCCGAGCCGUGAGGGCACUCGGAAGGGUAGGAGAGAGGGACCGAAAGUGCACCUACUCCGGGUGCGGGAGAUCCUGGCGAGACAGAUCCCACAUACAAUGCACUGAGACCCAUCCGUCCCCUUGUACGUGCGAUGUUUGUGCACAGUGGUCGGCAUCACCUGUGGCUUCGAUAAUAAUAAUAAUAGAUAGUCCAACAGCAUCAAAUAGCUUUAAAGUAAAGUGAAAUCGAAUACGUGAGCCAUGGAGUAAGUCGAAUUUCUAGUACCAGCAUGCAGUUUUAACGCAAGCACACUUAUACGAAAACAAAAUUUCAAGCAAAAGUGCGUCGAAUUCUGAAUAGUGACCACAUUUUUUCAUCACUUUCCCAUGAGCUUUUCUAAUUCACAAAGUUGCGAGAAGGAGCACCUACGUAACAGUUUCAUGCCAGUACAUCAUACCGAAUUUGGUUCUGCUGUCGAUGAUUUUUCGAGCAUAGACGCGUCUGCAUCUUUAGCGAUGCAUUAUUUAGGCGGUUAGCAUUGUAAACUUCCACGGAAGUUAGGUGAGUUUCUAUUAACACACCGCAGAUAUUAGUCCUGUUUCUACUUUGGUGUGUGUGGAAAAGAAGCCGUGUUCUCCCUAGAUCCGUACCUCCGUCGCCCGUUCUCUGAGAGACCUUCCUGCUGCACCGGCGA
Messenger RNA from Amoebophrya sp. A120, 775 nucleotides. The record is from the annotation of a GenBank genome assembly. NCBI's taxonomy places the organism in Eukaryota, Dinophyceae, Syndiniales, Amoebophryaceae.